Phyllostomus hastatus (greater spear-nosed bat) is the source of this 3006-nucleotide messenger RNA. It is a transcript of the gene GLTPD2, whose product is annotated as glycolipid transfer protein domain containing 2. The coding region runs from base 690 to 1565 and encodes 291 amino acids. Gene Ontology annotation, biological process: intermembrane lipid transfer; ceramide transport. Gene Ontology annotation, cellular component: cytosol; membrane; cytoplasm. NCBI's taxonomy places the organism in Eukaryota, Metazoa, Chordata, Mammalia, Chiroptera, Phyllostomidae. The record is from RefSeq and is a predicted model, not a curated record. Gene Ontology annotation, molecular function: ceramide 1-phosphate binding; ceramide 1-phosphate transfer activity. The transcript is spliced from 4 exons.
UUAAUCGGGGCCUGGCAUGUGGAAAUAGUUAAUAAAAGUUGAUUUGAUAAAUAAUUGAGGACCAACCUGGAGUUUAAAAAAUUAAACCACAAAAAAUGGAAGACCAAAAAGCCCAAAGUAUAUAAUCAAAAUGUCAUGCAUACAGAUCAAGAUAAGUCCUCUGGGAUAAGUUAGAGAAUUUAGAAGUGGGUGUUCCCUGGAUCCCAGGUGCCCCAAGCUUGAACUUAAUAGGUAAGAUUUAUGGAGCAAUUGCGGUAAGCUUUCCUAUUUAGUGUUUACACAUACGUUGUCAUUUAAUCCUCGCAAAGUACCUAUUAUUAUCCUCCAUUUACAGCGGAAGGAACUCAAGCCCAGAGUUAACUUAGGACCCACACCAUUGCUCAGUGGGAGAGCUGGUUUUCACCCCAGCCUCCCUUCCCAAUACCCAGGCUGCCUCUUACUACAACCUGGCCCUACAGAAAGGAAAAUAGAGAGGUGUCAUUGCCACCAAGUUCCCCAUACCCUCUUAAUCUGGUUUCUCAUCCUUGAGAUGACGCCCUCUGGGGCAAGGGGCAAAGGGCAAAGGGGAGGGGGCCUUAGAUUAAUUAUUAACCUUUGCCCUCAGUGCACCAGGACUACUCUUCCUUCUCGGAGGCGGAGGGACAAAGGCUGGGUAGGAGCACGUGACGGGGUGGUGGUCCCAGGCAGCUAUGGGGGUCGCGCUGCCUCCACAGGUCUCUCGGCGCUGGUUCCGCCAUACAAUUCCUCUUGCCAUCUUCGCGCUGCUACUUUUUUAUCUCUGUGCUUGGAGCCUACGUGCCUUCUCAGGCUGCCGAUUCCGGACACUGUCCUGCAUUGCCGAGGGACCGCCGCCUUUACAGGUGCGGCAAGAGUCGGGAUCCCUGGAGACCCCGGAGCGAGAAGAGCCUCCGUGUCUGGGCCCCCAGGGGACGCUGGGCCGCAUGGUGAGGCCGUUCCGCGUUAGUCUGAACCCCGAAGGGGAUGUGGAGUUGUCGCAGUACCUGGCGGGAUGGAGGGAGUUAAUCAAGUUCCUAACUCCCUUCGGCUCCAUCUUCGCCUUCGCCACAAGCGAGGCCUUCACGAAAGUAACAGCCCUCGAGGCUCGGGUGCACGGCCCAGAAGCCGCGCACUAUACGUCGCUGGCGGUCAUGGUGGCCUGGGAGCGGCGGGCGGGACUGCUGGAGCGGCCUGGGGUCAGCCCUGGAGACUCGGCCCGCUCCUCCGGUUCACGAACGACUCUCUUGCUGCACCGUGCGCUACGCUGGUCCCAGCUCUGCCUCCACCGGGUGGCGACCGGCACGCUCGGAGGCCCGGGUGCCGGAGAGCAGUGCAGCGACGCCUACAACACAGUCCUGGCCCCGCACCACCCCUGGCUGGUCCGUCAGGCUGUCCGCCUCGCAUUCCUCUCCUUCCCAGGUCGCGGCCACCUGCUGGAGCUGGCUUGUCCCGGAACCAGAGAGGCGGCGGCGCGGGCUGCCGUGGUCCGCGCCGCCAGCACCCUGGAGGACGUCUACAACCGGACCCAGUGCUUGCUGGCCGAGGCCGGCCUGCUCCAGCUUGCGUAAGGCCAGCAGCUGCCGCGACCCGCUAGGAAGGGAGCUCCCGGGGGCGGGGUCAGCGCCGAACAGCCUCCCGGUCUACACUUUGCCGCGUGCUUCCAGGGCCAGGGGGGCGGGCACCUGACAGCCCGCCUCUUUGGUGACGUCACUGGCUUAAACGCGCUCCGCCGGGCGGGGGAUUAGCUCCUCCCUCUAUCCGAAGUCCUCAGAAGAACGAAGGAGCUGUGGGGAAUAAAAAGAAUACUUUGGUGUCCGUGGAUUAAGGGCGUUUUCUGUGAUUCCAGCAGGCGCUUAAGGACAUAGAAAUAAAUGGUUGCGUGGGACAAUGUGUCAUCCCUGUUCCCGGCAACCGAGAGACACACUCCCCUUGGCUAUCUCAGCCACUUCUAUGGCUUCCUUGCCAACCACACGCCAAGUCUCCAGCCCAGGCCUGUGUCCUAAGCUCCAGCCCCAUAAAGCCACAUAUAUCCCGGACACCUCCACAGACACCAAAAAUGCAACACGUACAACUGAGAUCCAAUCGCCCCCUCCAAGAACUGCAUCUCUUCCUGUGUUCUUUGUCUCUCUGAAUAAAUGGCACCCUCUUCUGUCAACCACGCAAGCCUAAAACCAGUACCUCAUGCCUCACACUAAGCAGAAGCUCAGCUCAAUAAUGUAUCUUCAUUAAAUUACUUUUGGGCCGCCUCCACGAUAGGGAACAUGAAAGAGCUUUGUCAUUUCAUACACUGAUAACUCCCAAAUUAUAACUCCAACCACGUUCCCCUGGACUCCAGAAUCUUAUCUAUACACCUUCUCAUUUGACAUCUCCCCUUGGAUUUCAGCUAGACAUAGCAAACUUAACAUGCCCAAAACUUCUAAUACCCUUUCCUCCCAAAAUCCUCCCUUUGUCUUUGCUGUCUGAGUAAAUGACAAUUCCAUUCUUCCAGGUCCUCACGCCAAAACCUUGUAGUCAUCUUGACUUUUUGUUUCUCUUUCAUCACACCCACAUCCAAUCCAUCAGAAUCUGACCAUUUCCCACUAUCUGCACUGCUACCACACUUGUCAAGCCAACUUUAUCACCUAGAUAAUUGCAAUAGCUUCCUAAUUGUUUCUCAGUCCCAUAUUUUGCCUCCCUACAGUGUAUGCUUAAUAGAACAGCCAAAAUUAUUCUUUAAAAUGUAGUUCACAUUAUGUCACUUCCUUGCUCAAAACCUUCCAAUGGCUUCCUAUUGUACUCAGAUGAAAAACAUUUUUAUUUAAGCAGGAAAUUUUCUGGAUCAUGUUUUCAGUUGAGAUUGAUGGAUAGCUUCAUAAGGGUCCUACCUGUCUGACUCUGCACUAGCCAAGUUGACUUCCUCAAUGUUCAUUAAACAUGUCAGCUUUGAUUCUGCCUCAGAACUUUUGCACCUGCUCUCCACUCUGUCCAUAAUGCUCCCCCACCCAAAUAAACAAAUGACUUCCCUCCUUA